Messenger RNA from Haliotis rufescens (red abalone), 3022 nucleotides. Its product is annotated as N-acetylgalactosaminyltransferase 7-like. Gene Ontology annotation, cellular component: Golgi apparatus. NCBI's taxonomy places the organism in Eukaryota, Metazoa, Mollusca, Gastropoda, Lepetellida, Haliotidae. The transcript is spliced from 13 exons. The record is from RefSeq and is a predicted model, not a curated record. The coding region runs from base 133 to 1848 and encodes 571 amino acids.
CGCGGGAUUUGGAAUGAAAGUUUUCCUACCCCUAGAAGAACAAAGGCUGACGAGACCUCUCUGCUCGAAGCAUCUGGAUUUGAGGUACCGCUGUCCCAAACCCCUCCAGAGCUUUAACAGUCUUGGUCAGACAUGGUUCGCUCAAUAAGACGAUGGAGAACGACGGUGAUCUUAGGCGCCCUCUUUUUCGUUUGUUUUCGGAUAUCAGAAAACUACUUUAAUGUGGACGAGCUCCACUCCAACAGCAAGGACGAUUCAUUCACUGAGGUUCAUAAAUCAAGAAACGUAAGAAUGCAGCCUCCUCUGGAGUUCCAGGCAGAACCUCCAGAAUCAAUGGAAGCUGUGUACAAGGAGGGAAAGGUGGGCAACUUUGAACCUGCCCCAGAGAGAGUCGUGGAAGGUCCUGGUGAGAUGGGAAAACCAGUAAAGACCACGACUCCAGACAAGGAAUCCUUAAUGCAUUACGGCUGUGACAUUAAAGUGAGCGACCAGAUUUCUCUGGAUCGUACCAUCCCUGACACAAGACAAGAAGAGUGCAAGUUCUGGCACUACCCGAGCAAUCUGCCGAGUGCCUCUGUGAUUGUCAUUUUCCACAAUGAAGGCAACUCCACGCUCCUGAGAACUAUCCACAGCAUCAUCAACCGCUCCCCACCCUCCCUCCUAAAAGAGCUGGUUCUUAUCGACGACGCAAGCACACGGGGUCAUCUUCUAGCACCAUUAGACAACUAUAUUCAACGUUUCAAUGGAUUGGUCAAAUUGUAUCGGAACAAAAAGAGACUUGGGGCUAUGGGUUCUCGGACGAGAGGGGCAAGGGAGGCAAUCUCUGAAAUCCUUGUGAUACUAGAGCCUCAUUGUGAGGUGAACGUAAACUGGCUACCACCGCUGAUUCAGAGAAUUGCUCUCGACAGAACGGCGAUGGCUCAGCCGACCGUUGAUGCCGUGCACUACCAAGACUUCACCUACAUUCCAAUUAUGAUGACCAUGGUGAAGGGCAUUUUCGAUUGGGGUCUUCGAUACAAAGAACAGGCAGCCACUGCCAAGGAGCAGGCACAGAAAUGGAAACAUCACUCGGAACCUUAUGGAACACCAACACACGCCGGUGGGUUGUUUGCAGUCGCCCGCAAACACUUCUUUGACAUCGGAGGCUAUGACGAGGGUCUACAAAUAUGGGGAGCAGAGGGCUUCCAGUUGUCUUUCAAGCAAUGGAUGUGCGGAGGUAAAUUUGAGAUGGUGCCGUGCUCUCGGGUGGGUCACAUCUACCAUUACACAAUGCCGUUCACCUUUAAAGUAUCCUAUUUAGAACACAACAACGUCCGUACGGCGGAAGGAUGGAUGGAUGAAUACAAGGAAUAUCUCUACGUUGAGUAUCCAGCCCUCAGGACGAUGAAGGUGAAUGUCACUGACCAGUUGGAACUCAGGAAGAGGCUUGGCUGUAAGAGCUUCAAAUGGUUCAUGGAGAAUGUGGCCUACGAUGUGGUGAAGGAUUAUCCUCUACCCCCAGCGAACGUAGUCUGGGGUAGUAUUAAAGAACGACAUGGAAGAGAAUGUUUGAGGAAAAUCGAUAAAGAGCUAAAACUCGGAGCCUGUGAUAAAUAUGGGGAAUAUUUCCGGUACAAUACAGCAGGACAGAUGUCUGUCGGAGAAUACUGCCUGGUUUUUAAACAAGAAAAGUUUUCGUUUCCCAUGUGUCCAGAUGGACAUAAACACCCAUGGGAGUGGAAUCAGGAAACUGGCUUAAUUCGACACCCAGUGCUCAAUAAGUGUAUCCAAAGUGAUCAAAGGCUGAUUCUUGUGGAGUGCAAUAACACGGUUCACAAACAACAGUGGGAUUUGGAGAAGCGGAAUUAAAGAGGUGAAACAUCGGCCUUAGUCUAUGAUGCAUCGGGAUUUAGAUUAUGAUACCCCGGGACUUAGACCAUGAUACCCCGGGACUUAGACCAUGAUGCCUCUAGACAGCUAUUACAGCGGUCUGUAAAUAAUCGGGUCUGGACCAGACAAUCCAGUGAUUGACAUCAUGAGCAUCGAUCCACGUAAUUGGGAUCGAUGACAUUCAUGAACCAAGUCAGCGAGCCUGACCACCCGAUCCCGUUUGUCGCCUCUUACGACAAGCAUAGUCGCCUUUUACGGCAAGCAUGGGUUGCUGAAAACCUAUUCUACCCCGGAUCUUCACGGGUCUACAAAGAUAUGAAAAUGGAUACACAAUUUCUAGUUUUACGUACUCUUUUACUGUCCUUUGUCGACAGAUAUUCAAUAAUAACUAACUUGUUCUCUUCGUGAUAUGGCUACAAUAUUGCCGAUGCGAUGUAAGAUUCUAGUCAGUUACUCACUCUAGUUGUAUGUGUUCGUGUACGAUUGAAUUAGAAGUGACGGAGCUAUUUCCAUAAUCGUAAAACGUAUCAGCUGAAAACAUAUUUCCGCAUUACAAUCCCGACUAUACCAUAAACACGUGUUUAUGAAUCAUUGCCACUUUAGACCCGUGAAGAUCCUGGUUAGAAUUGAUCUUUAUCAUCCAAUGCUUGUCGUGAGACACGGCUAAGGGGAUCGGGCGGGUUAGGCUCACUGACAUGGUUGAUGCAUGUCAUCAUAUCCCAGUUGAGGAGAUCGGUGUUCAUGAUGUCAAUCACUGGAUUGUCUUGGUCCAGGCGAUUAUUCGAUUAUUUACAUAUCAACGUCAUAUAGCUGGAAUAUUGCUAACAGCGGCUUUCAAAAACAAACAACCUACAAAACCUGACAGACAUUGUCAAUCAGAGAGACGGGCCCAAAUCAUCGACAGAAGCGGACGGCUUGAACGACUAGUCGUGGCGUUGGCCAACGCUUUCGCCUCACCAACGACAACGUCGACGAUAAGGAAUCGCUGUCCAACUUCCUGCCUGUGUACAAGUGACAGAGCAUGUCACCGCAACGCCAACAUUGGCCACUCGGUCCCAGUGUGCGUUCUGUCACGUGAAUACUGUCAACAUGACCUUUACGACCGUUAUUCCCAAUUAACAAUAAACAUGGCUGCUGCCUUCUUAUACUUUCA